Messenger RNA from Gallus gallus (chicken), 18161 nucleotides. It is a transcript of the gene KCNE2, whose product is annotated as potassium voltage-gated channel subfamily E regulatory subunit 2. The coding region runs from base 17533 to 17910 and encodes 125 amino acids. Gene Ontology annotation, molecular function: delayed rectifier potassium channel activity; potassium channel regulator activity; transmembrane transporter binding. The transcript is spliced from 6 exons. The record is from RefSeq and is a predicted model, not a curated record. Gene Ontology annotation, cellular component: membrane. Gene Ontology annotation, biological process: ventricular cardiac muscle cell action potential; regulation of heart rate by cardiac conduction; membrane repolarization during action potential. NCBI's taxonomy places the organism in Eukaryota, Metazoa, Chordata, Aves, Galliformes, Phasianidae.
GCCAUUUUUCCUUGCACUGAAGAAAUGGCUGGGUACACAGGGACUACCUCAGCCUGGAAUAACAUGUUAUUAGUUGCUGAAUGCUGAAGUAUCCUCAAGGAAUCACAGUACUGAGGGCCAAUACACUGGAACCCUGUUACUAUCAUAGGUCUUAAAUGCAUGAAGACUCCAGAGAAACACCUUGGAACUUCUGGCAAUUUGUUUAAGUGCAUUUAAAGCUGUAGAAAAGAAGAAUUCUGGGGACGCCCUUCUUAGGACAUACAACUUUACUGGAUGAUGGGGCUGCAAGUGAAUAAACUUGAACUUGUGGACUCAAUACUCUUGCAUGGUAAGUUCCUUAUGAUAUCUGUAUUUCCACUGCUUUUCCUUAUGAUUGUGCAAGUAUGUCUCUGGACUUAGUGACAGACAAUUGGCAACAUAAGUCACUCUGUCAUAAGCAGGACCUACUUUUUUUUUUCUUAUGUACCAUUAUAAUCCAUUUUAAUCUUAAAGUGUGUACACUUUCACAUGCAGUUUUUACAAUAGACACAGAAAUCAAGCUUUCUUGGCAUUGUAGCUAUUUGCAGCAACAAACUCCUUUCUUCUCUCUGUUCAUUUUUUUAAUUUCACUUUUAAUUUAAUACUCUCUGAGUCUUCUUUAGCUGACAUUUCUGAGAAUUGGAGGUAGAGGUGAGUUGGCACUUUCUUGGGUUUAGAAAUAGCGGAGCUAACCAGUGAGUGAAUGUGGGCCAGACAGUCUCAGAACUGUAGUGUUGACGGGCCAAAGUGGAUAUGCUGCAUGCCAGCAGUCCCCUGCAGCUGGGCUUGCAGGAAAAUAGCAUUUAAAUUCUCAUCUGGGUUCAGUCAAAUCAUUACAAUCCUUGUUAGUUCUUACUGUUUUGUCUUUCAGUGCAGUGGCCAACUUUUCAAGGCUCAGACUGGCUCCUUGGGGAAGUUCAUGUUGCAGCACUGAAACUAAGUGCAAACCCUCUAUCUGUCUGUCUGUCUUUCUAAUCCUAAACCAAGAUAUUUAUAUCCCGUGUCUCACUGAAGCAGAGCACUGUGCAGAAUUUCAUGUAUCCCACAAACUUGCAUGGAUGUGAGUAGGCAGAAUUUUGCCUUGACCAAUGUACUGUGAAGCUGAAUCAGCCCUAUUUCAUUCCAGUCUUUCACAAAUUUGUCCACGAGAAUGGUUUCUGCUGUUCUGCUCCUCAUCCAACCUCCAUGGCUUUCUUGAGGUCUUGGGCUGUCAUCUAUUCAUGGAAACAAGAGGCCAAGUUCUUUGAGGGGCAUAGGGAAUGCAAGUAUGCAGUUGGCAGCUAAUCGGCACAGAGGAUCUCGGGUCUAAGAGAAGGAAAAGGUGAGAGAGAAGCAUGCAGUGUCCAAUCCUGGUUUCUCUUCUGUACGGUAUAUUCGUCCACAUACUGGAAGGACAGUGAGCUGUUACAGAUACACUUAGUUGAGAGGCAACAACUCCUUGGCCUUUGAAGAGAAAAAGGAAUGAAUCUUAAAUCAAGGUGAAGACUAGAGAAGAAAACAUCAGCCGCUCCUGGUCUUUUGCUGUGCUCUGAGAAUCAGAAAGUGCUCAGAAAAGAGCUUUCCUCCACUAAAAUGGCAGACACCCUAUGUGAAGGGAGCAGCAGCACCACAGAAAGAAGAGAGUGACUAAGGAUGGGAAAAGACCAUCCUAAACUAGACUGAUGAGUAAGAACAAUAGAUGUAGAUGAAUAUGAUUAGGAAAGAAUGCAUCAGGAUGUGCAAAUAAGAGGCAAAGGGGUAAAUGUGUCAAAAGUGGAGUAGCCUAGGGGCAGGAUCCCAUGUUCCCAGGGAACUGAAGGAGAAAGGAGUGAAAAUGGGCAAUUGUAAAUGCAGAUUCCCAAGUGACACUAUUCUUGUGUCCCAUGUUCUUCUGCUACAGUGGGAGUCAGGCCAGCAAAGACUUGUGCCAUUAUUGCACAGUGGAGUCCUUUAUGUGCAUAUCCCUCAAGAAAGUCACAUGCGCUGGGAAGCGAGAGCAGAGGAAUUAGUGAGAGGACAGAGAGGGAAAGAUAUCUCCCAAAGUUCUCACUGACUCACAAACCUUUCCUGGUUUCCCUGGACCCCAGUGAUCCACCACCUUCUAUUAUUGCCCUAUUCCUAGAGGUGGUGACAUGAAGUUUGAAGUGCUCUACUGAUAUAAAUCCACUUUAAGGGACUACAGCAUGGGCUGAAGGUCUGAGAGAUCUGAACUAGCAAGACCUCUGUGUUAGCAUCUCUUAUCACAGAAAGAUACAGAAAGCAAAUGCAGAAGAACAGAGCAGCUGAAGAAGGGAAUAGGACAUACAAGGAUCUGCAACAACUUAGAAAUAAAUAGAAAGAAAAGAUCACCCAGAUCUCAGUAAAUAUUGACAACUCCUGUGUCACUUAAAGAUAGUUAUGACCAGUAGCAAAUGGGGGAUCUCCUGGUCACUGAUGCUUAGGAGCACACUGCCAUUUUCCUCAUACAAGUUCCAAGGGUUCUGCUCCUGAAAAUGGGAUUUCUUGGGUGAGAAAGGCUUAGGUUGAGACAGACCUUUCAUGUUUCUUUGUGGUGUUCUAUCUCAUACCUCACUGUUUUAGGUUAUUUACUCCCAUAUAUAUUUUCUUUUUUCCUCCAUCUCUCUUUCUUAUGUUCUAUAAAAAUUAUCUCUUUUCUUCCUGUGCUCAGAUUUUCCUAUCUCCUCAUUGCUCAGUCUCGUUCCUACAGCAAUGAGUGCAGCCAUUUCAACUGGUUAUGCUGAUUCUUGUUUACAUGAAGUGAUCAUCAAGAAAUCAUUUUAUAAGUUACCCCCCCAGUUUCAUAUUAAAAAAAACAAAACAAAACAAAACAAAAAAACCCAGUAGAUUUUGCAUAGUUGUCACAGCCCUCAUUUGCUUCAUUUUUUUUUCUAGCACUCAAAUAAGGAACAAAAGUUAGUAAUAGUAACAUGCUGGUUUGUAAUACUGACAAUCAAGGUAUUAUCUGUUAGAUGUGAUCAGUGUCCUCACUUCUACCAUAAAGCAGCACUAGGAUAACAUCUGUUCACGUGCAGAUAUUGACAAUGUAGGCAUUUAAAACAGGGCUGGUCACCCUGCAUAUCCUUUUUAGUCAAUAAAGCCAAAUAAGCACUUGCAGAGCACAUUUCAUCUUAUAUUAAAUCAACCAUCUACUUUAGGCCAGAUGAGUCACACCCUAAAAGCACUGGUUUCUUGCCUAGUAUGAGUGGUUUAAUGUAGGUGUCCAUACUGUAUUUGCUUAAGCUAAAGGGAUUCAUCUCCUUGCCUCCUUGCCUCACCUCUGCACCUCAAAUAGUCGGCUCCAAGUAUCUCUUCAACUACUGACCAUAAGACAGCUGGUGCUGUGAAGUAGAAUAUUUUGCAAAGUAGGAAAGGACAAGUAACUACAGAGUCAGGAGUGCUCAGCCCAAGAGAAAAUGAAGUUUCUCUGUUAAGCUGUGCAACACAAGGGGAUUUGUAGUUUGAAUUCACAUCUUGGCCGGUGCUUAUGGAUUUCUACAGUUCUUCCUUCCUUUCACCUCCAGUGAAUGAACAUAUGGGGAAAGGCAAACAAACAAAUUGUAGUACACAUGGUUUUAAAAAAGCCACCAAACAGAAAGCUGACAAGAAGAAAGGAAGUUUGUUAGAAGGGUAGAGAGGCGAGCACUUCUCCUCAACUAACACUUCCCCCUGUAAGAGCAGUCUAUAUGAGACCUACCAGGAACAUUGACCCGAGGGUGCAGGGGUCUCUCUUCUAAACUUUUCAGUUCUACCACAGAUAAUAGAGUAAUUUUAUCAUUUAACAUUGGCACUCGACAGAGUUCCCUAUGGAAUAUCUUGAAGCUACACAAACACAAAUCCUAGAGAAAAAAUAUUUAGUUUUCAAAGACAACUGGAAUAUUUUUCAGACCAACCAUUGUUUUGGCCCAGGGUAUGCACUUCGUGCAUGACCAUCUCCAAUUUGUACCAGAUGCAAAGGCAAAGAUAUUUACUACACAUGCCCCAAACUGUGCAAAUUCCUUUGUCUUUGUGUUCACUUAACCUCAGCUUCCAUUCCACAUAACUUAUUUCACCUCAACUAUGUUUCUUGGAAUAACAUUGAAUUUUGGUCAGCUCAUUAUUGGCUUUGUUUGUCUUUGGUGCACUGUGCGUUGGCUUGAAACAUAAAAUACUGUGGCAAAGGAAUUCAGUAUGGUAAUACAAUCGUUUGCCUACUAUUGCAAUAAGAGUUUCCAUUAUGGCCCCUAUUUUUCACACUCUUGUAACUUUCCAAAACACUCACCUUUGGAGGCAGUUCUCCCCGCUUGAUGUUUGCCUGGAGGUUAAACUUGCCUGUGAGAGCAGAAAUUUUAACAGUUCUAGUCACUUUUACAUUAUGGGAGAGUGGAAAAAAAACCCUAUAUCUUUUUCUGACUUGGAAAGAAAAACGUCUAACUGCAUUUCUAAGGAGGGUUACAGUAAAGCUGCUGAGUGUUGUAAUUUGACGGAUAAAAUCAGUUGAGAGCCCAGCUGUAUCUUACAGAUUCUGCUUUUUUGACUUGUCUCAAUGGUCCUGGUGUCUAUAGAAGCCUAUUUUUGUUCAACAGCCUAGGGGAUCAGAGCAAAAAUGACCAGUCAUUCCAACUGCUAGCAACUAAUUUUUGUCUCUUCUUUCCCAUGCAAGCACAAAAUUAGGAGCUGUAUUAACAGUUUUGUCUGUGAGAGUCUGGAAAUCAUAAAGUAAAAUUUCUAUUCAUUUCAACUCUGUCUCUCUGGAUACAGAUAAGUUCGUGUGUAAAGGAGCUGUUUGUCCUGUUAAAUACAGAGAACUGAGUGGUAUGAAAAGAGUUUCUGUCUUCCUUCUGUCAUUUCUUUCCUUUUACUUUGCUUAAAAAAUCUGCAUGAUCUGACUGAAGGACUUAGGGCUGGCCUGUAAUAGUUUGUGAGUCCUACAUGAAGUCUGGCUAUCAAGGUAGUUAUUGUGUGACUAAUCUGGUUAUUGGAUUAUUACCCGUGUGAGCAAGUUGUCUUAGCUUAAUAGUCAAGCCACUAAGGAAAAAAGAAGGAAAGAAAUACAGUAAUUCCAGAAGAAAAAUUCCUUAGUCAACUUAUAGGGAACACUUAAAAUGAAUGCCUGUGCUGCAAGCUGUAAAGAAGCUACCUCCACACAAUGCAUGAGUCAAAAAGCCAGUAAGAUCACCAUCGCUGCUGAAAGAGAUCUCACUGACAGACGCUGCCUGGAUGAGAAGGCCAGGUUUACUCAGGACCAUUACAAGUUUUAGGUAAGAUAAAGGUGCAGGUUUCUUUACAAUUCUGGGGAUGUAGAUAUGCAUGGAGGCUGUUUUAAGCUUUAAAACUCAACAUCAUUCUUCUACUGCUGAGAAGACACUUUUCAGUCACCUGGGUUAAUGAACAGUCAUUAGCAAUCUGCUGUAAACUAGUAGAUUCCAGUGGCAGUGGAAGUGCUAAGAAGAGCUGGUAGAAGUAUCUGGGAACUCAGACUUGUCUCUAGGCACGUGAUUGGGGAGAUUAGAGAGGGGCAGGGCUAGAGCUGGUACUGCAGCCAUGAAACCAUGCGCUUUCAUGCUUGUAAAUGAUUCCAGUAGUAAUUCCAGAGCAGGAACAGUGAAUGAACAAACCUGGCUCGCUCUGGCUUUAUCUACAUUGCUCUUUAAGGAGCUCCAAUGAAAGGCUACAACACCCUAUCAGUCUCCAGGUAUCACCAUUCCAUAGUGUAUGGCAUUUCUGCCACAAAUCCCUGUAGCAUUUCAGGCAAGCCCCCUUAGUACUUAACCACAGUCACAGCUUAUCUGCUCAAUGCACACUUUUUAGCUGACUAUGUUUGAGUGCAAGGCUGAACUCGAUGACCUCCUGAAGUCACUUUCAAACUUAACUAUACUGUGAUCAUGGAAUCAUAGAAUUAUAGAAUCGUGAAGGUUGGAAAAGACCUCUGAGAUUAUCUAGUCCAACCAUCAGCCCACCCCCACCACACCCCCUAACCGUGUCCCUCAGUGCCACAUCCACACGGCUCUUGAACACCUCCAGGGACGGUGACUUCACCGCUCCCCCGAGAAGCCUGUUCCAAUGCAUGCUUAAAGCUUCAGGCUCAGAUGGGAUCCUUGCAAGGCAAUUUAAGCAAACCUUAGUCCUCUUGCAUCCAUAUGUGCUGUUUGGUUUUUGUAUAGAAACAAGUAAAUACACUACAGCCUCUUUCUUAAUAAGGACCUUCACAGAACCACCCUUGUUUUAUCUGGUUAUGCAUUUUCUUGAAGCUGUUCCCAUGACCACACUGCAGAGUAGGCCUGCUUUCUGAUUUUGCCACAGAGCUUGGUAAAGAGAAUGAUGUUGCCACAUCUAUGUGGCACAGUAGGUCAAUGUCACUUUGGUGGUCAGCAGCACCAUACAUUGGCUGGGUUAUUCUUCUGUUCCUGCUGCCAGGAGAUGCUGUGAGGGAAAGCAUCUCCCCAUUUUUGAGCUCAUAGUUAGGACAUGCAUUGUCCUGUGGCAUUCCUGAAUAUGGCAAUCACAAAAGAUUUUCUUGUAUCGAGGUUUCUCUCGUCACUGCAGAUGGCCCUUGAGCACACAGGUCAGCAGCAUCAGUUGUGUGCAUUGUGCCCGUACUUCUUGGAAGUCCUCAGUCUGCCACUCGUGACAGAUGUUUACUCUCAACUAUUGACACAUCAGCCUCCACAGUGUGAUUAUCCCCACUUUCAUCUUUAUCAGUGCUGUGUGACCCUCCACCCAGAUGACCAUGGGGAGUUCAGUCACAUCCUGAGCUCCUGCCAAAUGUGUCUUUGGGUGCCCAAGAGCUGCCAGGGCACUCAGCUGGGUGCCAGCAUGGCGAGUGCUCUCUCACCCUGAAGUGAGAGCCUCCUCACCUGGUGUUCCAGGAUGAGCAGAGGUCCUGCUCAUCCUGAAACAGGGAUGGGACAUGGUGAGGACACUAUGCUCAUGGAAUAAGGCACCAAGGGACUGAGGUAGGGGCCCUCCUACAGGUCAACGAGUGCAGAGAAAGGCAUGUGUUGCAAAAAUACUUUAUGGUUGUCAAGUGUAAAGCUUUUUCCUGUGGUCAUGGACCAGCAAACUGCAUUGGCCUCACACAGAGAAGCUUCUGGCAAGAAAUCAUUCCUGAAAGCCAGUUCACAUUAUACAGCACUCCUGGGACUGCUGGCUCCACGGACAGAGCACAGGGCCAGGGGAAAUGUGCAGACUGGUUAGUCCUUUCACCACUGCACCUCCCUGGAUGCUGUGGACCAGCUUAGAGUGGUGAGAAAUUACAGCUGUUGUAACCCAGGCAUGGUACAGGAAGGGAGAAGGUGAGGAGAGGACAUAGAGCAGCAACAGGCUUGGCAUAGAGAUCCCCUCACCCUACACACACCGCAUAUGUCUUGCUCAACCAGAGGGGAGGGGAUCAAGUCAGCUCAAAUUAGACAUUAAGCGGUGAAGAAAGCUCCCCAUUGAUUACUGGGGCAAUUUGCAAUCCCCGAGACCAUUCAUCUUCACUGUACCCAGAAGAGAUGGGUCAUGAUACUGAUAGAAAGGAUGUGAGCAUAAUCACAAGCCACAUGCUGUCCUGGCCUUUUUUCUUAAAAUACAAGUUAGGCCUGAAAUCCCUCUGCUGACUGCUCAUAGCAGUGACUCCAGGCUAAGGGCUAUUUGCUUUUUCACUUGUUAAAUAGUCUGUAGUGUCAGAGCUUUUAAGAGAAGGUGCAUGAGGCAUCCUUUACUAAAAAUCAUAAAAAUCAAGAGAACUAUAAAAUAAUGGAGCUGAAACAGAAUCCUAGUGCCCUCAUGGUGCAUGGAGCCCUGCAGGCUCCGUUUCAAGGAGCUCCCUGACCCUCGUGGCCUGAUUGCCUCUGACUUAAGGGCUCAGCCUUGAUACUGAAGGUACACAAUUGAGUCUCCUACCACCUUGCCUGGCUGAAUUCUUGAAGCUUGAGUCUUGGGGCCUCAAAGAGCAUACUAAUGGAGUGACCUAACCAAAGCAGAACCCCUUCACUUCAGAACUGCUUGCUCUAGCCAAUGUAUUCCACAGCCUGUGAAAAGCUUCUGAUAGUCAAGCUUUUACCUGGUGGUCAGUUGGGAAAGGCAGGAUAUGGAGUUUCUCUACAUUUCAUUUCUGGGUGGACAUACAUUGCCCACAGUGAACAGCUUCUGCCAUCUGGGGUAAAACUCUAUAAAGCAAAUUGCUUGUAUGAGUCUAGGCAGAUAGAGCAGCUGUGACUUUCCAUUAAGAUGGCAUGUGCAAUGCAGGAAUCCAUAUUUUGCUGUGCCUCUAAGGUGAAGGCCUUUGUGGUAGCAGAGAGAGUAAACAAUCAUGCUCAGAUUUGCUUCUAGGAGCUUAUCCUCUGGCUUUCACUUCAGCAGCUAGUGCUGCAGGGUUGUGUCCCAUGGCUCUCUGUUGGCCUCCUCCACAAUGAUUCAUCAACAGAAGUUACAUUUCCUAAACCAGAUUCACUGGUUCACUUCUUUUGCUACUUUAGGCUUUAUCUUUCUGGGUCAUUCUAGGGAAUAGGGGAAUUCCCAACAAGUUAUUCUGGAGUAACACAGAUAGCAGCGUCAUCUGUUGACUCUUUAGCAGAUGAAUCCUUGAUGCUAAGUGGCCUGAUGGAAGAGCUGGUGCUGUGACCAUGGUAGGUGGAGGCAUGGAAGGGUUGGUCUUGCUGAGAUAAGGUUGGUGGACGGGCCAUAGGAACAAGCGUGUUGCUGUGAGAAAAUGCUGACCAGAGUCAUCACAGAAUGACUGUUGUUGCCUAGUGGAGUACCUGUAGCAAAAUGAAACCUACUGUCACAGGGAUGUGCUGACAUGAUACUCUGAGAGUUGUUUUCCUUCAAAUCUGCUGCAACCUGAUGGUAGGUGAGCAGUUAUGUUCCUCUCAUCCAAGGGUUUUCCUGUCUGUGGGCUUCGUGAGUCUUCAUACUCAAGCAGAAGUAUCUUUCCCUCUCUGAAAUGGUUGCUCCUGUUAUUGGCCUUUAAAGUGUCCUUUAACAUCUUUCUGCUUUGUAUGGCAUUGCUGUCUAAUUUGCCUUUCUCCCAGUGCCCAGUCUGGCCCAGAAUCUCUGUGUACUACAUGGCUGUUUCUAGUCGUCACUGUAAAACCACAGCCCUGCAUGUAAAAAGAUUUUUUACAGUGAGUGUAGUGAAACACUGGAACAGAUUGCACAGAAAGGUGGUGGUUGUCUCAACCCUGGAGUCAUUCAAGGUCAGGCUGCACUUUGAGCAACCUACUCUAGCUGUACAUGUCCCUAUUCAUUGCAGGGAGUUGGACCCUUAAAAGUCCCUCCCAACUCAAAUGGUUCUAUGAUUCUGUUCUAUGAUUUAUUGCUCCCUAUCCUCCACCCUUCCCACCCCAUUUAAAAGAUGAAAUCUGGCCCUAGUGCUCCUUCCCUUGAGUGUCAGGUGGUUGGCAUGCCUGGCUGCAGACAAGAAGACUCCAUGUCCUAUCUACCACACCCAUCUUUUGAAGAGACACUCCUGCAGGGACCAGGGAGGGAGGAGGCAAAGUGUCAUGGCCCACAUUGCUCUGCCCUUUUGGAUAUGCUUUGGCAAACGCUGGUGUUUCAGAUUUGUCAUUGCCAAGUGCAUGUCUUUUAUACAGACAAUAUGGAGACGUCCUAAAAACCGUCCUAAGGGGCUGGGUUCUUCUGAAAUGCCCCCUUAUGUAUGUGCUGGGGUGCUUUUAGGUACACUGUUUCACUUGUGCUAGGGAAGCUGCCCAUUCCUGUACUGAGGGAACAGCAUAACAGGACAGGCGCGGCUUUGAGGCAAGGUGGGCAUUGCUUUGCUUUGAUCCCUCUGACGUGGAGACACUGUGUUUAAGGGCAGAGGGAAAACAAAACUCCACAUUGUCCUCUUAUCACUCAGACUUGGAACUGCGGUCCAGCAGGGCAAUACUAGACAGCCAGGAGCCCGAUCUGGUUCAGCACUGCUACGUUCCUGCUGUGUGGUCUUGGCAAUCGGCUCGCUUUUCCAUCUGUGAAAUGGAGCUAGUGGUGCUUACCUUUGUUUUCAGGACGUUUCAUGUCUCAGCACGAAAUGUUUUAUGCAAACGAGGAGGGUUUCUGGUGCCAUUUCUUAGUAGUGGGCAGCAGACCUUGAAUUUUGACCUUUACAUGUUGUUGUUUUUUUUUAUGGCUAUCCAUACUCGCCUCACCGGGCCUGGACUGAGUGGACUGGUAGCAACUGAAGGUCAGAAUUAUUUUCCUGCCAGCUCUAACCAUAUAAGUAAGGGUUAGGGCAGUGCUGGAGGGGGGUGUAUUUAUGGGCAUGCAGAUGAGCUGCCUCCACUUGGACGCCUUUCUGCUGGGAGCAGAGGGAUGGAAGUGCAGCUCUGUGGGGACACAGUGUGGUCACUCCUGAAAACGGCACCUGCAUGAGCCGAGCAUCUGGCUUCUUCCACUGUCUGGAUCAACCUCUCUCCGAACUUGUUCAUACGCACACUCAGGAGCUCCUGUCAAACAAGAGGGAGAGCGCUAGGCUGGAGUAUGCUCUGCUCUCCAGAAUACAACAGCAGUAUUUUGUUGGCAUCCUGUCUCCGAACUGGGUCCCUCACUGCGACAGCUGGUUGAAGAAGCAGCAACAAAACAAGGAGCUCACUUAGCUUGUCAAAACCUAAGGGUGAGAUUUGGACAGACCCAUCCCACACCUCCUCGGUCACUCAGGCAGCAUGCAGACUGCCCUUGUGGUUCCCUGUGCCCCUCUCCAUCCGCCGACCUGAGACUCCAUUCCCUUUUCAGGAGGAAAAUGAAACAUCUCUGUUCUCUCUGGGGUGAAAAGCAACUGGAUUUUGUAAUAAAAAAAAAUCUCUGUAAAAGAGGAUUGCUGUGCUCUGCCUGCUUCUCAUUGUGAUGCUGUCCAGGUUGUGAUUUUAGACCUCAUUUUGCAUAUGCAAUUGACGUUGUUUCCCUUAUUAGUGUUGACGGUGCCAUAAAAUUUACUAGGGACAUUACUCUGGGACCUUAGCUAACAUACAGAGAGCUCAGGUACACAGUGAUAUGUAUCAGGAACAGAUUCUAUUGCAAAGAUGGCUCUGAGCUCCUGAAUUCCUCCUGCUAAAUGGGAUAAUUGGUUUCAAUCUUGAAUGGGAUAAUUGGUUUCAAUCCAUUAUUAAUGAUACCUGACACAGCAUCUGAUCUCUAGUUUCACAAAGCUCAGGAUUGCUCAGAUGAGCCUUUGGUCCUUACUCCUCUCAUGAAGUGAGCUUCAGCCACCUUUGAUGUGAUAUUAAUGAUCAAUUAAAGAUACUGCUUAGCUAUGAAUUAAUAACAGGGAUCCUCGUGUAAAAGAGGAAGGGAAAUUCUAGGGCACUGCCAGGUUUUUUGGAGCCUCUCAAGCAGACUUUUAUCAUCUGCGUAGCAUGGACGUUAGGUGUAAGGUGGGGCCUCCUGGGACAGCAUACCCAAAGACAGCUCUGUGGUGGUAGCCAGGCUUUGUCUCUGGGUGGUAUGUCUCUGCGUCCUUCAGAAACAAUGCUCUCACUCUUCCUAAGUCUCGUAUCGGCUAUGAGAUGCUGCAGGGUACGGCUCAUGCUGUUCCCUCUUGGUGAGAUAAAGCUCCCUUCAAGGUUCCAACUUGUUGAAGAAAAUCUCACACCACAUGCAUCGCGUCUGGAAGCUUCCAGAUUGUUUAGAGCUACGUGAGCAAAACCGUAUCUGUAUUUUCAGCAAAUACCUUCGGAAAAGAUAGAGCCUUAAAAUACACUGAGUUUGUCAAAAGAUGCCAGUAAAAAGAGUGUAAGACUGAGCUGGUUUUGUGGUUAAAAAACUUUGACACAGAACUAUAUGUAUCAGUGCAAGAAAUACAAACAAAAUGCCUUUAGCUUAAUCAUAGAAUCAUAGAACGUCCCAAGUUAGAAGGGACCCACAAGGAUCACCAAGUGUAACUCCAGACUCCACACAGCACUACCCAAAAAUCAGAUCAUAUGUCUGAGAGCGUUAUCCAAACUCUCCUUAACUCCGCCACUUGGGGCCGUGCCCGCAGCCCUGGGCAGCCCUUCCAUGCCCACCGCCCUCUGGUGCAGACCCUGUCCCCAACCCCCAGUUGCCCCUCCCCUGACACAGCUCCAUGCCAUUCCCUCAGGCCCUGUCGCUGUCACACAGAGCAGAGCUCAGCGCUGCCCCUCCGCUCCCUCUGUGAGGAAGCCAUAGUAGAGCAUCGUUUUUUCCUCUGUUGCCUUUUCUUCGUGGCUGUUUCUGCAUGGCCUUCCCCUUUGCCUCAUAGUUUGCCUCUUCAUGGAGAAAGAAACGAGCAGAAUCCAUUUUGAUUCUCACUGUAAAGUGCUGACUGACUUUUGCUAUUGACCUGACAUCUGAAGGGAAAGAUAAACAUUCUGCUAUUUUAAUAAGACUGCAAUUGCCCCUUCAAGCAGGAAAUAUUAUUUAGAGCAAUAAUUCCAGAGAGGUCGGAAGGACCUGCAGCAUCUGUUGUGUUCCAUGUACUCCAAGCGGAAAAGAAGGGACAUCCCAUUGUUCUGAUUUAUGGAAAAACAUAUCUCUGGAAGACAUUAAAUCCACUUCUGCUUCACUGGCAGGCACUCCAAAGACCCAAAUAUUUUUAUAUCUAAUUAGCUUCCUUGUCAUGGAUGAUGACGCUCAGCCAGGGUUCCAGGUCAGGCGCACAGCUUUGAGACACGUGCCAAAUGCAGACAGAUAUGGAGCUUUUGAAGCGAGUGAUCUUCUCCCCACAGGUUUGGUCCUCUUGAUAAGUGGGCACACAGGUGACGCACUGCUCUCUUCAACCCAUUUUGGAGUACUUCGCUAGUGUGUUGGCUUUAAGGUAAUUCUCAUCAGUGAGCACAAAGCUAAUCAAAACUAAAAUCUGAAUAGAGAAAGCAGAAAAUAAUCAAGGUUUACAGAUCAGUUCUAAGAAAAAGUCUGUAUUUGUUGAAAGAUCAGAGACUUGCCUUCCAAGAAGAUGAAGGAGGAAUAAGUACGGUUGAAGUUCUGCUUCUUAUACAGAUGUACAGAUGGUCUGCAGAAUUUGCAUCCAGGUCCAGAUUCAUAUUUUGAACCAUACCCAAGUUCAGGGAAUUGAGGUCGGAAAGGUCAGGUCUGUCCCCAUAUGAAGCACUGCACCUGAAUUAUGCCACAGAAAUAAUUCUUUAAUGAAAGAAUGUAGGAACCUAGCUCAAAAUAGUGCCUCUGGUAAGCAUAUUAACUGUAUCCUAGAUAAUAUAUAAUACAAUAUAUUUUACCUUUCCUUCGGAUUGAAAUGCAAGCAAAUUUUUGAUCAUUCAACUUAUCUGCUGGGCAAAAUGUAGUCACCCUUUCAGUCCUGAAAACAUCUCAAUAUUUUCUUGAAAGUUUGCAUGGUGCAUUGCCCUUUCUCCAUGUUUCUGGGCAGAGAGAAAUUUCCUUUUGUUGAAAAUAAAGACCCCCACAGGCCAAUGGGGCACGUACAGCCUUUGUAUCCCAGUGCUAAGAGUUAUCUCCUGCUGUCACUGACGAAACUCUUUUGGCACUUGGGAGGCAGUGAAAGUUCUCAUGUUGACUUUAGUGAGAGGAGACUGAAAGCUUGAUCUUUCUUUAAAUCUAAGAACCCUUUUUCUUUUGUUAAAGCAAUUAUUUGCUUGUGGAACUCUUUAGCUAGAGGCUGGAGUAACACAGUGCCAUGAGGGCUUUGAUGUGGAAAGUGAGUAAAUAUUACAUUUAGGACUUGGAUUAAGGUCUCAAAGAUGCCCCCUAAGCACAUUAAUGAUCUCUGAAGGUUGUUGCUUAUGCUGGUUUCACUGUAAACUUCCUAAAUGUAGUAAUAGAAGUGGUGUCCACCAGCAGAUGGUGCUUCUGCCUGAGAAUUGUUUUCUUUCAUGACUAUUGAAAGACCAUUUCCUCACUCACAUCGUUACUGUAAAUGGCCCAUUGCGUGGCAAAACAGUUGCUAUUACAUCAUGUGGGUUCCGUAUUUCAGAUAGUUCCUAUGUAUGCCUUUCUGUCUGCCCAUCCCUUACCCCUAGUGCUGAUUUUCUUUGUAGUGCCUUUGAUUAAAUGGAAGUAUCCCAUAAAAAGUGCUUGUUUAGCAGAUGUGAUAUCUGGCUGCAGAAUUUCAGCGGUAGGAAAGACAGAGCAGAGUGAUGCUUGUUUUAGCCUGGGAUGCCUUCUUUGUUGCCUUCAGUUUAGACAUGCAUGUUCAAAACCAGGCAGACAACCUCACUGUCUACUGAUUCCCCGCUCUCCAGAACAAUAAGCUCUCCUCCAGCAUUUGAGAUACCUUGAUGAUUGAUACUUCCAGUCCCAUGGUUCAUGUGCCACUGUUUGUGCUUAGCAUGUUGUUGCAUGUAGCAGCGUAUAAGCUCAGGUUAAGCCAGUAUGAUGCUGGUUUUGGACUUGAAGGUUGUAGAUAACACUGAGCUUGUAGGCAGCACUGGGAAUGGAGAAGGAUUGGUGGUAAUGUAAAUCUCUGCAAGUAUGCGAGGUAUGGUUCUCCUUGAAGAAGAGCAAAAACCAGGAGUUUGAUUCAACAUUUUGAGUUGGAUUAUGGAACUACUCCUUGUCAUAGAGAUCUUGUCACAGAAUGGCUUGGGUAGGAAGGGACCUCAAUGAUCACCUAGUUGCAAGAUCUGCACUAGAUCUGGCAUUAGAUUAGGUUGUCCAGGGUCCCAGGCAACCUAGCCUUGGUAUUGAGAGCCAAACCUGCCAUCAGGCUGCUGUGCCCUGCUGCAUUCUAUGCAGCUGUGAACAGGUUCCUCUCAACCAGGAGAUGCCAGUAUGAGGACAGUGGUUACCCCAGUGAGAAGAUGAGAACUCUGAAUGAUCUGGGUCAAGCAAGGAAAGGUAUCAAUACAAGAUGGAAAUAUCAUAAACACAUUCUUACUUUAACCAUAGCAAUCACACAUUUGCACACAGAAAAAAUGUGCAUACUCCAAUAAGGUAGAUCUGCAGACAUUCUUGAGCACUAUGAAAAAUCUGGUUUGUUUUAGAAGUGAAGCAAUUAUUAUGAAAAUGGUAAUUUCUUCUCUUUCUCUCAUCUCAGAAAGGAUGAGAGCAACCCAGCAGUAGAUGUGCUAAAUUCAGCUUUCCUGAAGAAGCUGCUUUAAGGAACUGCUACAAAGGCCUGAAGCUAAAAGAAAGCAGGACCAAAAAGCAUCCUCAUGAUUUUGAGGGGAUAAAUGUACAUUCCAUGCCACAGUGUUUGCAGCAUAGUUUCCUGGACACCACAGUCACAGUAUUUUUGAAAUCAAAAGUGAAGCAACAUUUUUUGCCCCUUUAAUGUAGUUUUUAAUAUGAACUCUGAUGAAGAUGCCAGAGUACGGUUUCUAGAGCACUGGACAUUAGCAGAUCCAAGAGGGCAAUUAAUCAGAUGGAAUCCAAUUAAAAGAUUACUCUCUUGUUCUCCAGAGGUUGCUACAUGGACCAAAAAAUAAAAAAAAAAUUAAAAAACCAGCUGAAAUCCCUCAGGCAGCUCACCCAGAAUAACCUUCUUUUGGAUCCACUCCAGCUCCCGGCAGAGGCUCUGAUUCAGGAAAUUCUCUUUAUCCAUGGUAGGUCUGAAACCAUGCCUGCAUGGCUGCCCAAAAGUGUUGUCUGUGGACCAGGCUCUGUGUGGUCACCCGUGGGAUGUCUACUAGUAUAGCUGUGUUUGCAUGGCUUUGGCUGCCCUGGGUAUAGGCAUCACUGCUGCAGUAGGUGGCCACAGGAGUACCUCCAAAUGGAGAAACUUUCAGGCACACACUGACUGUGCUUUCUGCUGUAGGAAAGCUACUGGAGGCCUGCUUGGGAGGGAAAGAAGCUCUUUGAUGAUGGCUCCCAUGGCAACAAGAUAAGGCCUUACAGAGUAAGCAUGUGCGGCUCCCAGUGAGGGGUGAACUCUAAAUUGAAAGCAGAUGAGUGAAACAGGUGACUAAUGCAGAUAAAACCAGUGCUACUGGGAGGAUGGGGAGCCAUGAAGAGGAUGGGAAAAAAACAGAUGCCAUGUACUUGGACUGUGACAUUGCACAGGACAGCCUUGAGCUUGUCUUUACACUUAAGGCAGUGAUGAUGGAGCAAUUGGGACCAGGAGCUAUCCUGGGGAUCUGGCACCUCACAGAACAACAGCAUGGUUGAUGUUGGAAAAGAUCUCUGGAGGCUGUCUGAUCCAACCCCAUGUUCAAGCAUGGCCACACGCAGCAAGGUGUCCAGGACUGUGUCAACUCUGUAACUAGCAGGAGACUCCACAACCUCUCUGGGUGACUCAUGCCAGUGCUCUAUCACCUACACUGUAGAAAAAUGCCUCCUGAUGUUCAGACAGAACCUCCUAUGCUUCUGUUUGUAUUCAUGCCUCUUGUCCUCACACUGGAUGCCACUAAAAAGAACCUGGCUCAAUCCUCUCUGCACCCUCCCUUCAGCUACUUGUAUAUAUUGAUUAAAUCAUCCCAAUCCUUUUCUUCUCCAGGCUGAGCAGUCCCAACUCCCUCGGUGUUUCCUCACAGGAGAGACACUCCAGUCCCUUCAUCAUUUCUGUGGCCCUUAACUCUCUCCAGUGUGUUCAAAUCCGUCUUGUACUGUGGAUCCCAGACCUGAACACAACGCUCCAGGCACUCGAUGCAGGCUGCUGCAUGGACCCUGCCAAUAACAAAGCUGCUCAAGUGCCACAGAAUGAGAAGCAAAGCCCUCAGGUCUUUUCUUCAGUCUUCCUGGGGUGGGAGGCCAGCAGCAGUUCCAGUGAUGCUCACCCACGAGGUGCCUGGGUGGGAUGAGGCCAUGGUGCACUCCCUGGAAAAGUGCAUUGGAAGCUGAGCUUGCACUGAGGCUUCUGCACACGUGAAGUGGUUUUUGUUUCCUGCUCCAGAUCACGGGUGAUGUACACAAGCAGCAGAGUUCGGGGAGGCUGGUCCUGGCUGUGUUUGCAGACCUGCUUCUUGCAGUAUAGGCUUGAUGGUCACAGACAACCACGGUCCUCGUGAAAGAAAUGGAAAACCAAACAAUAGGAGGAAUCUAGGAGAAAGGGAGAGAAAGGCUAUGUUCUUUGUUUAUGGCAAAGGAUGGGGGAAACAUGAAACAGGGCAAGGAGAAAAAGAACAAAGAAAGAGAUAGAAGACCCAUAUGGGUGACCUAGUAGGAGUGAAGGAGCACAAAAUUCUUCCUUUUGGGUGAUAACAGCAUGGAAGACCUUCUACAGUGCCUGCCCAGUGCUCAGUCUCUUGUGCCCAUAUCAACUAAGGGAAUUAUUCAUUAUUCUGUAGAGCACAUCUUUACUCUUCUUCUCUCUGGGUCAAAAAAUACCAAACUGUAAACUUCUAGAGAUGUUUAUCCUUAGAAAGCACUACAGUGUUCUUUUACACUAUAUGAAAUUGCAGUAAUAAGAAUAACUUAUAGCACUCGGCAUCGGACAGGAUGACUGAUGUAAGCUGUCAGCCGAUGUUUGACUUUCCAGGUGAGAUUAGAUUUAGCAUUUACCUUAAUAUAAAUAGAGAGUGUGCAGUAGAAAGCACUUAAUUAACAGGCAAGUGCUCAAAACCUUGUGCAGGCUGGAGGCUACUUGAAGAGUAAGAUAGCUCUCUUCCUUUCAAGAGUAUCGCAGUAUUAUCCCGUGGAGUUUCAAAAUCCUGAUUGUUACUGGGAAUCUCAUUGCUGAAGGAGAUAGGAAAGUAGCUGUAACUUGCAAGGAUGGCUGAAAUACGAAACUUCACAUGGGCAGUGGAAGAUAUUUUCAAGGAAACCUUUCUCACUUACAUGAACGGCUGGAGGAGAAACAUGACAGAAGCGGCAAAUGAACUGCAAGCCAAGGUUGACGCUGAAAACUUUGACUAUGUUAUCCUUUAUUUGAUGGUGAUGAUUGGAAUGUUCUCCUUCAUUAUUGUGGCGAUCUUGGUGAGUACCGUGAAAUCCAAGAGGCGAGAACACUCCAAAGACCCUUACCAUCAGUACAUCGUGGAGGACUGGGGCGAGAAGUAUAAAAGCCAGAUUCUGAAUCGAGAAGAUCUCAAGUGUGUGGUCCAUGAAAACUUUGGUGCAAGGGACAAAACAAGCCCUGGAUCACCGUGACAUUUCAGAAACAUCAGCAAGGAGGAAAUCACGAAGCCACAUUUAGGGAACUCGCUGGAAUUAUAAAUACCUGUGAUACUGUCCAUUAAUUUACACAGGUUGAGCUAGAACGGACUGCUGAAGAAAUCAACAUCGCUGUUUCCUCUGAGACCGCUGGCACAGCUGCUGUGAGGAACACCUGAGAAAAAUGCAUGAUUGUGCUCUGCUUUGAUAUUCUGCUCUUCAGGAAAAUAAAGUCAUGGAGAGGAUAA